AUUGUGCAAGCCGGGCGACCUCAAAACAUCUGCGUAUCAACAUGAUUGAAUGGAACGGUUUCUCGUGUCUAUUUAACUUACUCUCGCCUUCUGUUCCAGAAUUGUAAAAGUCGUCUGUAUACACAGCCUAGCGUAGUAAUCCGUGACGCUCCGAAAUGAUAUGUUCAUUGGAACCAAUCAGUACAUCUUGCCUGACCACCUGCUGUCACUGGCUACGCCGUUCGUUCUGUCAUUGCGAGACAUCUACCCCGUGGCGUCAGUUACAUGCGCUGAAGGUCCCUCAUCCGCGGAUCGCGAAAACGUGGCGUCAUCUGUUUCACAAACACUUCCCCAUUCCGCCCUCCAUGUGCAUAUAUAGAAACAAGAUUUGUUGGUCGAAAACAAAAAAACAAAAACAAAAACAGCGCAACAUAUGUACGUAACGGUAAUAUGUCGCUUCGUUCAGCUUCAAACGUUGGGCCUCGCACGUUCACCCACUCCACUCGCGCGCACGCGCGGAAAGAAACACAAUCCAGGUAGCUAAAGAGGGA
This is a messenger RNA of Cantharellus anzutake, 530 nucleotides long. RefSeq lists its product as uncharacterized. NCBI's taxonomy places the organism in Eukaryota, Fungi, Basidiomycota, Agaricomycetes, Cantharellales, Hydnaceae. The transcript has 4 exons. The record is from RefSeq and is a predicted model, not a curated record. Bases 156 to 422 code for a protein of 88 amino acids.